AUGGCGGCGCCGCCUCCUGAGCCGGGCAACAAGGACGCAGGUGCGCAUAACGGCGACACACCAUCUCUGGAUCAUGCUGCGCACAUGUCCGAUGUGCAGGACGCAGCAAUGCCCGAGCUCGGCAGCGCCUCAGAGCUCGAUGGAUCGGACGCCCCUCAUGGCCCAGGUCGCUGGCGGCCACGUCAUGAUCGGAACCGCGGGCGUGGGCGCGAUGGGAUGCGGGAGAAGCGCAGCCGCUCGUUCAAGCCGCUGCGUGACCACCCCUACUACGACCACGACCGUGCGGGCCUCGACCAGUUGCGCGUGCAUCGACCUUAUGCCGACCCUGCCCCCUGCAUACCCGAGCACAUGUAUGGACAGCCUGAGGAUGUGAGACCUACAGUGAAGGCCGAGCCUAGCCGAUCUCCUGCUCUGCCAGCGUCGGCGCUGCAGCCUGAGGCUAACGUAACAGCGCCCCACGACUCAAUGCCGCCGGCGGCUGAGGCCGAGCCCUUCGUGCCUGCCAAGGCCACGAGCCCAAACGCGAUGCAGAUCGACCUACCGAACGAAGUCGUCGCCCCCCUCUCUGCACCCCAUACCGAGUUUCUCGCGGAUCUCGCUAUGCCGGACGAUACCCCGAAGCAGGCUUCGGCGCCUGAGACCAGUGAGGAUGCAUCGAGUAGCGCAUCCAACGGUGGCCCACCUUCGCGGACGCCUCCGCACACCGAGGCGCCACGGCGUGUCCCCCAUCCGCCUCCGGAGGUGCCGCUCGCCUCAUCGCCCACACCGAUGGUGCCCAAGACGCCUCAGCCGGUGGCGCUAUCGGUCGAGGUGCCUGCGCCACCCCCGGCGACCGCGCUGCCCACCCAGUCAGUGGAGCCCGCAUCUGCGAGCGUGGUAUCGAGCCACGAGUCACUUGAGAAGCCUGUCGAGACGCACGAUGUCGAUGAGCUGCGCAAGGCGACUCAGGUGCUGGCGCAGCAGAUGCUGCUCCGGUACCCGCUGACCGAGCAACAUGUGCAGCAGCUUAUGCGAGAGAACCGUGACAUUGUUCAGUCGCUGCGUGAGCCGGCGUCGCUCGCCGAGACCAAGGCGGCGGCUGCGCCUAUCCAGGCAGACCCCGACGCGGUGCACGACCACAUUCAUGCGCAAGUCCAGGCGAGAGAGCGCGCAUACCAGGCCAAGCUGCAGGCACUGCGAGCCGAGUACCGCGCCAAACACAAGGCCUGGACCGAGUACUGCCAUAAGCUCGACCAAAUGUAUGAGCAGCGUGCGCAACGAGGUGCGUCGGCCGCCGAAGAGGGGCCCAUGGCGGGCUCGUCCGUACUCGCGACGCCUGCGUCGCGCUCCUUCCGGCGUGGCGGUGUGGGAGGCGGCUUCGGCGAUGUGGUGCGCUCCGAGGCUGAGUUCCAAGAGAUUUUGGCCUCGCUCGAGAAUGCCGAGAUGCAGGACCCAGCUGUGCGUGCUGCCCGGACGUCUGCGACGGUGCCUGAUAUGGAUCUGCGCGAGCCGCGUGUGCUGGACAACGACAAUGGCUAUGUGGCCGACCCGGUGCACUUCUACUUCCACAGCUUCGACCCCGAUGUGUGGAGCGAGGAAGAAAAGGCCAUCUUUGCGCGGCGCUAUGUGCUAUACCCCAAGCAGUUUGGGCGGAUUGCCGAGAAGCUGCCUCACAAGACCGCCAAGCAGUGUGUGGCGUUCUACUACCUGCACAAGCACCUGGAAGGGUACAAGGCGCUUCUGCACGCGCGCCAUCGCGAGCGGCGGAAAAAGUCCAAGUCGCGCCCGAGCAAGUCGAAAGGCAGCGCGCUCAUGGCCGAUAUUGCUGCGACGGAUCCCGAGCUGGCGGACGACGACAAGCAUGCCACGCCGAAGCGGCGCCCUGAUGAGGCGCCGCCCAAGCCGAAACGAGCCAAAGCACCCCCCAAGCCGAAACGCGAGUCAGAAAGUGAGCGGCCAGCGGCCGAGACCGAGACGGCCUCGGAGCGAGACCUGGCAGCCGCCGAGGCGCUCGAGGCACUCGCAGGUCUCGCGGCGCCGGCACGCCCCGAGUCCAAGAAGCGCAAGGCACGCAGCAAGGACGGCGAGGAGCCCAAGAGCCGCUCGCGCGGCCCGCACUGGUCCAUGACAGAGCGUGCCGAGUUCUUGCGGCUACUGGCCACAUACGGCAAGGACUGGCACGCGCUCUCGGCAUCGUUCCCUGCCAAGACGCCCGCGCAGACACGCAACUUUUUCGCGCGGCAUGCCAGUGAGAGCGAGCACUUCCAAGAAGCAGCGGCUCUCGCGCAGAAACACGCGCAAAUGUCUUGGGACGACAAGGCGCAGGCAGCCUUGGCGUUCGUGCAGCAGUGGUACGAGUCUCUGCCCGACGGAGCAGUGAAAGCCAGCAUCACGGGGUGGCCGGCACCAGGCCACCCGCCGCCGCCGCCGCCCAAGGAGCCAGGGUCGCCCGUCCAGGAGCCCGUGCCUGCAGACGACGACGAAACGGACGAGGAGGACCGCUCAGCGGGCCCGCCGAGUGCGACGCCCGUGCCACCUACACCGAGCACUAGCACGCCCGUGGCUCCAGCGCCGCCGCCGCGGUCCACGCCCACCGAGCCGAGCUGGACCCCGAUGCGCUCGCCUGUGCCGCCCAUGAUGUACGGCAACCCACCGUAUGGGACUAUGCCGCAGGGCUCCGUGCCGAUAUACUAUCGCGAGCCGUCGACCUAUACGCCGCCGGUGCCGCCCAGGGGACUGUACAACUAUCCCGUGCCCAAGUAUGGCCUCCCAGCCGAUCCUCACGCACGCUAUGCGCCGGAAGUCCCGUACGCUACUACCUCGCCGUUGGCGCGCAUGCCCAUGCGCCCGGCCCCCAACAUGGGCUACUUCCACGCACGGCCCGAGCGGUGGCCCGGGAGCGACGGCCGAUACCCCCCGUCGUAG
Molecule: messenger RNA, 2904 nt
Organism: Malassezia sympodialis ATCC 42132
Lineage: Eukaryota; Fungi; Basidiomycota; Malasseziomycetes; Malasseziales; Malasseziaceae
Product: SANT/Myb-like DNA-binding domain-containing protein
Biological process (GO): regulation of transcription by RNA polymerase II
Cellular component (GO): Set3 complex; chromatin
Source: RefSeq, a predicted model, not a curated record